CGAGGCCGGUACAAUCGAUUAAUACACGUGUGCCAAGUGUUUGUUUUUAUUUUGUUGUGCACAAAUUAUUGAAAUUAUAAAUUGUCAUUUAUAAAGAUUCUUCCUUAAACGGCCUCAACAUGAUGCACUACCGCAAGGCCGAGAACGUGGAGAAGGAGCUAAGCAAAAGCGAUUUGCCCUUCGAGGACUGCAUGCCAAAGUCCCAAAAGGACUUUCUUUGGAUGCAUGUGAAAGGCGGCACUAAGGUAAGCAAUGUGAUUGAGUUCGCUCAGGCUGCGCUGAACAAGGGGGAACAUAGAUGCGUGGUGUGGAGCGGAUCCGGUGGCGGAGUGGUCAAGACCAUUUCCUGCGCAGAGGUGCUCAAGCGGAGCCAUCCCGUCUACCAAGUAACGCGCAUGGCCUACACCAGUGUGGAGGAGCAUUGGAAGCCGCAAAUGGAUGGCCUCGAGGAGAUCAUCGUCAACCGCCAGAUACCCACCCUGCACAUUCUUAUGAGCCUGGACGAGCUUCCAGAUAGUAUAGAUGGAUUACAAAAGCCUAACACAGCCACCGAUUUUUGGGAAGGCGGAGGGGCUCACCCUAAUCCCCGCCAGCAGCAGCAGCAACAACAACCAGGUGCCGGCGGUCGGCCAAACAAACGCCACAGAUCCGGACGUAAUAAACCAGCCCAACAACACGGAAAAGCUUCUCCAGAAGACAGUCAACCUACCGGUCAGAGUCAAGGUUGAGAUAAGCCAUUAAACUAGACCGUAAAAAUAGUGGAGAUUCCUUUAUUGGCCCUUUGUAAGGAUAUAAAAAUAAAGUCUAGUUCAUCACAAAA
This is a messenger RNA of Drosophila ficusphila, 820 nucleotides long. RefSeq names its product ribonuclease P protein subunit p25-like protein (gene Rpp25). The record is from RefSeq and is a predicted model, not a curated record. Gene Ontology annotation, biological process: tRNA 5'-leader removal. Gene Ontology annotation, molecular function: RNA binding. NCBI's taxonomy places the organism in Eukaryota, Metazoa, Arthropoda, Insecta, Diptera, Drosophilidae. The transcript is spliced from 5 exons. Gene Ontology annotation, cellular component: ribonuclease MRP complex. Bases 120 to 728 code for a protein of 202 amino acids.